UAUGUCAACGGACCGGAAGUUGAAGUCAAACGAGAAACAUGGCGGCCCGCACACGGCUGCCCUUGCUGUUCCCCAAAAACCUGCCUCCUUUUAGAAACCAGAGGCUUGUCCAGACCGAGGCUGCGGCCAAGGACCCGGCGUAUCCCCCCAUCGUCCCCUCUCUCACGGCUAAGAGCAAAUCUGCCCUGCAGCGACAGGUGGAGGAACAUGUGCAAAAGAUACGUGCGUCUCCAGUGGAGGAGAAGCUCGCCCUCAUCACUCGUAUCCAGCGGGAGAAAUUUGUGGUUUACCCUCAGACUUUCGCACGGGACGCAGACAGAUGGUACCAGCACUUUACCAAGACCGCAUAUAUCCCGGGCCUGCCCGAAAAGUUCACCCUGGGCCAGGAGCACACCGGGGGGGAGGAGGGCUCGCCACCAGCCGCAGCUCAAACCACAGUAGCCGGGAUAGAAAAUGAUGCGUUCGCGGACAUCCGCUCCAUGAUCAGUCGUGUGAUUUUACAGGAGCACUGGUACCAAAAGAAACGCAAACCUUACCUGUACAGGGAACAGGAGCUCACGGUCGGACCUGUACUGAGAAACCUGGUGUCUGGUCUCACCUACAGUCUGGCCAAAUACAACCCACUGAUCCCCCUCUGCAGCCUAGAUCUUAAUCCCCAGGUUAACUUUUACUGGAACAGGGGAAAGAGAAUCAUCCCAAGGGGGCACCGAAGAGGCCGGCUAGAGCCAUACAGAUUCCAGAUUGAUGACCACCCACACACUCAGAUCAGGAUAACUCAACAGCUGCCAGAGUUUGCCCCUCUGGAGGCCAGCUAUGAUGCAGAAGUUCCAGAGAUCACAUCAGCUCCCAACCUUAUGCCUAUGUUCAGAAGACAGUAUGUCAACAAUAUCUUCACAGGUUCUAAGCUACCAGACCCAGCACGCUAUGGUCACACCCAGUUCCACCUGGUGCCGGACCGAUACCACAGAGACCGGAUGGGUCGGCGGCAGCAGUCAGAUCAGGUGGAGGUCUUUCUCAGAGCCAAUGGACUCGCCAGCCUCUUUGCUUGGACGGGAGCCCAGGCCAUGUACCAAGGAUUCUGGAACUAUGAGGAUGUCACCAGGCCUUUCGUGUCCCAGGCUGUGAUCACAGACGGCCAUUUCUUCUCCUUCUUCUGCUACCAGCUCAACACGAUGGCCCUCUCUGUAGAGACCGAUGCCAACAACCCCAGAAAGAACCUCCUGUGGGGCACUGAAAGCCUGCGUCUGUACGACAGUGUGCAGGACGGAGAGGUGGUGGGUCUGAACGACAACGUCAUCAAGCUCCUGGUUCAGUUCCUCAUGAACCAGCCAUAGAGGUCUUAGGAGUCAGUAUUUUCCUCUUUGAAGAAAUGUCUUGAGGAAAUGAAUCCUUGAGUUUAUGUUCUUCAAGGCAUUGAACGAUGAGAAAAAUCAAGACAAAGAGCUUUUAAAGAGCCUAUAAAAUGAGGAAGCUUUGCCAGAUUGUAUAAAAUAUAAGAAGAAACAUUUGUGUUCAGCUGUGUUACAAAAUCCUGGGAAAAAAACUAUUAUUAUUAUUAUUAUUGUGCAGACUGUAGUUGUGCAAAAAAAUAAAACCUUACUUUUCAAAUUGA
Messenger RNA from Acanthopagrus latus (yellowfin seabream), 1612 nucleotides. It is a transcript of the gene mrps30, whose product is annotated as mitochondrial ribosomal protein S30. Bases 39 to 1334 code for a protein of 431 amino acids. Gene Ontology annotation, biological process: translation. Gene Ontology annotation, cellular component: mitochondrion; ribosome; mitochondrial large ribosomal subunit. The record is from RefSeq and is a predicted model, not a curated record. Gene Ontology annotation, molecular function: structural constituent of ribosome. The transcript has 5 exons. NCBI's taxonomy places the organism in Eukaryota, Metazoa, Chordata, Actinopteri, Spariformes, Sparidae.